Molecule: messenger RNA, 1535 nt
Organism: Drosophila sechellia
Lineage: Eukaryota; Metazoa; Arthropoda; Insecta; Diptera; Drosophilidae
Product: serine protease SP24D
Exons: 2
Coding region: 590-1345 (251 amino acids)
Biological process (GO): proteolysis
Molecular function (GO): serine-type endopeptidase activity
Source: RefSeq, a predicted model, not a curated record
AAUGGCAUGGCUUUUAUAGCCCAGAAUUCGUGUCAUCGAUAAAGUUUUCCGCUUUUAGGGUUAAUUUAGGCAAGCUUUACGUAAUUUGGGCCUUCAGUUAAUUAUAUAAGGAAAUCCAAAACUAAUUUAUAUUCGCUGAAAUCUGCUCACUAAACUAUCUUUCCUUGGUCUAUUGAAUGUUCCAAAAUCCCAGCCUGACUUUUCUUACUUCUGCACUUAAAUACCAUGGUAACAUAAUUGGAAUAGCUUAUGCUAUAUGCUAAUAUUCAAUAAUUAUGCAAUAGGAAACAUUCAGCAAGUUUCGCAUAAGCAUUUUUGUGGUUCCUUAACCCUUUUCGCCCAACUUUGGCCUCCAGACUCUUCCCACCGUGCCUUGCACACCCCUUGUAAUUAGAGGGGCUUCAUUUGCCAAUGAAAUGGGUUAACUAAACUAAAUUAGGCUGCAGCUCGAUAGCGACAUUGACUUUGACGUUUUAAGGAACUAAUGAUGAUGAGGGUCUUAGAUUUGAGUACUAUAUACAUACAUAUAUAUACACCCAGUGAAUCUUGCAGUGAGCACUGCUUUUCAGUUAGCUAAGCCCAAUCAGUCAUGUUACCAUUCUGGACUUCUCUACUCGUCCUUUGUGCAGCCGGAGUCCUGGCACAAAACGACACCGUGGUGGAACCGCGCAUUGUGGGCGGCACCAGGGCGAGGGAGGGUCAGUUUCCCCACCAGAUCUCACUUCGUCGACGUGGAAGCCACACUUGUGGUGGCUCCAUAAUCUCAAAGGACUACGUUGUCACCGCCGCCCAUUGCGUUAAGCAAGGCAACAAUGUAGCUCCAGCUAACCAGCUGGAGAUUCAGGCGGGCAGCCUGCUCCUUUCCAGCGUCGGAGUUCGCGUUCCCGUGGCCACCGUCACCGUGCAUCCCAGUUACCAGGGCAAUGGCCACGAUGUCGCUGUGCUGCGACUGCGCAACUCGCUGACCUUCAACUCCAACAUAGCCGCCAUCAAACUGGCCACCGAAGAUCCGCCCAACGAUGCCAACGUGGACAUCUCCGGCUGGGGCGCCAUCUCCCAGCGCGGACCGCUCUCCAACUCCCUGCUGUACGUCCAGGUGAAGGCUUUGUCCCGGGAAACUUGCCAGAAGUCGUACUUGCGCCAGCUGCCGGAGACAACGAUGUGCCUGCUGCAUCCCAAGGAUAAGGGUGCCUGCUACGGCGAUUCCGGUGGUCCGGCCACCUACCAGGGCAAAUUGGUCGGCGUCGCCAGUUUCGUCAUCGGUGCCUGCGGACGAUCUGCGCCCGAUGGCUACGAAAGGGUCUCCAAACUGAGGAAUUGGAUCGCCGAGAAGGCCAGUGUAUAAAAAAAAAAACGAGGUCCGGAAAUCACGCAAAGAUAUCACGGAAAAUUCCCAUGGAAAAGCGGUUUUCUAUAUAUCUUAGACAUAUUCUUUCACAUUAAUUUGAGCAACGUAGCAGAUUGCUAUGUUGUAUAAUGCACUUAAUAAAUAUAUAAUAUUAUCAGCACAGCAAAGAAAUUUUAAAGUCUAUUAU